AUGAUGCAAAGGGCGAGGACAUUCCUGGGGCGAGUGCAGCCCGUGAGCAGGUACACCCUGGCUCGCUACAUCAGCACGAGUAGCGUGAAACUUAAAAUCGUAAAAUGUAAACUGUUCGAUAUCGGAGAGGGUAUUUCUGAAGUGGAAAUAACUCAGUGGAACAAAAAGGAAGGAGAGAGUGUGAGCGAAAUGGAGACUCUACUAACGGUUCAGAGUGACAAAGCAGCUGUAGAUAUAACGAGCAAAUACAGUGGAGUGCUUGUGAAGAGAUACGCUGAGGAGAAGGAUAUCAUUAAAAUUGGAUCGUACUUUUGCGAAAUUGACACGGAGGAUGACAUUGUGGAAGAGGAGGGAAAUGGUGAAGAGGUGGCAGACAAUCAGGCGGAGGCGACGGCGGUUGCAGAUGAGGCACCUGCAUCAUCCCAAGUGCACCAACAAGGGAAUAAAAAAUCCAACGUGAAAGCAUCCCCCGGGGUGAAGAAGAAGGCCCAAGAGUACAAACUGGACAUGGAUGAAAUUGGAAGUUACCUUAAUAAAGACACCAUAACGAUGGAAGAUGUGGAGCAGUAUCAUCAGAAAGUGAAAAACGGAGAAAUUUCAAAGGCAGGAAGUAACGUAAAUGAAGAGGGCAUGGAAGAAGUACCACUACAGGGAAUUAAGCUAGCCAUGUGUAAAAGCAUGAACGAUUCUUUAAGUAUCCCCCUAUUCCACUUGAAUGAAAAAUACAACGUGCAGAAUUUGAUAAAUGCCAGAAAUGAAAUAAAGAAAAUGGUUCUAGAAAAGGAGAACACCAACGUAACAUUAACAAGUAUUUUGAUAAAGCUAAUUUCAAAUGUGUUGAAAGAAUUCCCAUUGCUAAAUGCCAAGUUUGAUUCAAAAAAAAAUAGCUACACUACUUAUAAGAGCCAUAAUGUGUGUGUUGCCAUGGAUACGCCAAAUGGAUUACUGGUGCCCAAUAUAAAAAAUGUGGAAUCCAAAAAUAUGGUUGAAAUUCAGAAGGACCUAACUUCCUUACGUGAUAAAGCCAUGCAGAUGAAACUGAGCAAAAGUGACAUCACAGGAGGUACAAUCACAAUUAGCAAUUUUGGAGUUAUAGGAGGUACGUUUGCCACUCCAAUUGUAUUUGAUAACCAGGCGUGCAUUAUCGGUUUAUCGAAAAUUCAGAAGGAGUUCUUUUUAAAAAAUGGAAAGAAAGAGCUAACCGAGUUAUCCGACAUCCUUGUUGCCGACACCAUGAACUUGACUUAUGGCGCAGACCACAGAUUCGUCGACGGAGCUACACUCGCUCGGUUUUCAAAGAAGCUCAACGAAGUCGUGGAGGGCGUCACUUCGCUCGACCCCUACGCGGUGUAG
Messenger RNA from Plasmodium knowlesi strain H, 1353 nucleotides. RefSeq names its product lipoamide acyltransferase component of branched-chain alpha-keto acid dehydrogenase complex, putative. Gene Ontology annotation, cellular component: mitochondrion; cytoplasm. The transcript has a single exon. Gene Ontology annotation, molecular function: acetyltransferase activity; lipoic acid binding. The record is from RefSeq and is a predicted model, not a curated record. NCBI's taxonomy places the organism in Eukaryota, Apicomplexa, Aconoidasida, Haemosporida, Plasmodiidae. The coding region runs from base 1 to 1353 and encodes 450 amino acids.